Messenger RNA from Acaulospora colombiana, 1197 nucleotides. NCBI's taxonomy places the organism in Eukaryota, Fungi, Glomeromycota, Glomeromycetes, Diversisporales, Acaulosporaceae. The record is from the annotation of a GenBank genome assembly.
AUGCUCGAAUUCUCAUUGGCUGGCCUCUGCCUGCCUCUUCGACCCCGUCGCCUAUCGUCCCAAACUCUCCAAUCAUCCCCCAUAAAGGAUGAGAAAAAUGUUCAAGUUGAUUUUAAAGUGAUCGGGUCGCUCGAUCCCUUAUCUAUUGCCUCACUCAAUCCCCAACUCCGUAGAUAUCGGACGGCACACUCUCGGUCUCGGUCGACUGUCCUUGGCAUCACUAAUGCCCCAGCUUAUCUGUUGUAUGGAAACCUGCGUCCAGCGAAGGGAUUCGGAGGUUCCGACUCGGACGAUGGGACGGUCAUGACUACGAAAAUAGAGAUUGAUUCGUCCAAAGAGAUGUUGCCGCACGGGUUUACGAGACUUGGUGAAGGCAUCUGGUUCGUGAAAGCCGAGAAUGGUUCACCCAGUGACUUGGACCCCAGGCAAGUCGUUCAAUUGGGCGGUAAACUCGCGCAUGUGGCAAAGUACAGUCAAGGUUAUCAAAACCUCUUCCCGAACACGGACCAAAUCGUCGUAUGUUCGACCAAUGAAAUCUUCUUGGCAAGACAGAAAACGCUGGUGGCUAAAAUGCAGCCCAUGGUCGAAUAUCUCGUUUCUCUUGGAGUGGUUGGACCCAAGGCACGACCACAUCGUAUUCUAACCCACACCAUGUCCAAUGGUGGCUCCAUACGCCUCAACCACUUGGUCGAGCGACUCGCCUUCUUAUCACUUCGGCCUCUCGCCACACCACCCCAACCUUCUGCCCUUGUAGUCGAUUCCUCCCCGGGCGGCGACAAUUUUGCAUCUGCUUUUCUGGCUUUCCGAGCAACUAUACCACCCCCAUUUCUUCGUUAUCCAAUUAUGGGCUUCAUUUUCACCGUGGCUUCCGUGGAUGAUAUCCUCACGACACGGAUACUCCAGUCCCCAACUAUUUAUCUAUUCGAAAACGGAUCAUACUGUACCGUUCAAAGACAUCCAAGAAUUCACAGAAAAUUCAGAGGCCCGCGGAAAUCAGAUUCAACGGCUCAUAUUCGAGGAUUCAGAUCACGUAUCUCAUAUGCGCAAGCACCCAGAGACAUACUGGAAUGCAAUCAAACAGUGCUGGAUCACAUCGGUCAACUCUGCAAGAGCAGCAGCUCAACCAAGCACUUGAUUCGACUCAAAAUUAACGUACUAGUGUUAGAAUGCAAAAUCAUACUUUUAUUGGGCGCAUAG